GGCCUGAGCGCAACACCCCUGACCACGGUGCUUCCCCGCUAGACCUCUCUGCCCGUCUCCAUUCCUUGCUCCAGCAUCAUGUCUGCAUCAGUACCUUCCACCCCCGCUGCCGGCGUGCCUGAGGUUGCGACGGUCCCGGCCAUCGUCGCGGACACCGCCACCGGAUUCGCCGUCACAUUUGGCGGACAAGCGAACGAAUACAUCGCAGAAUUGACCACUCUCGUUGAAAAGUUCCCUACUGUCCGUGCGUUUGUCGAAGCCGCCCAGUCUGCGCUCGUCGAAGAAGCGAAAGCGUUCUCCGACAUCACGAUCCAGCCUUUCUUGUGGACACAGGACACGUCGACUCGUCCGUCCAAGGAUGCGUUGUCCGCGGCAUCGUUGAGUUACCCGCUCAUCUUCUUGACGCAAUUCGCCAACUACCUUGCCUUCCUCGAAUCGGCCCACUUGACGCACGAAGCAUUCGUACCCAAGCUCCGCGCCGGCUCUGGACACAGCCAAGGUGUCGUUGCGGCCGUCCUCCUCUCUGCCGCGAAAACCUCGGAAGAUUUGCACUCGCUCGGUCUGAAGUUCGUUCGGUACAUGUUCUUGCACGGCGUGCGUGCCCAAGCUAUCUUCGGCACGGUGUCCAAGUCAGGUGACAUCUCGCCAAUGUUGCUUGUCCGCGGUUUGCCGGAAGCAGCCUUGCGCAAAGCUGUAGAUGGCGUCAACUCCAAGCUCAAGCUCAAGGACGCACGCGCUCUGCAGCUUUCGCUGUUCAACGACACCACGGCGAUCGUUGUCACGGGUCUGCCGGACGUGCUUGUCUUGCUCAAGACAACCCUCGAAAAGAUCAGCGCAAAGCCCGACGAAUCCCAGGGCCGCAUUCCAUUCUCGCAGCGCAAGCCGGUCAUCUCGUUCGUGCCUCUCGCUGUGUCCGUCGCGUUCCACAACACGACGCUCGUACCUGCUCAAUCCGCAAUCGAAGCGGACUUGACUCGAUUGGACUUGACCAUUCCUGGUAGCGCCUUGCAGUUCGCCGUCAUCGGCACCAAUCAACACGCCGUCAACCUCCAAACGUACGGCGCCAAGAACGUGAUGCCUGACGUUGUCCAGAUGCAACUGAGCGACAUCGUCAACUGGCCAGCCACGACUGCCGCGAUCCAAAAGGUCGGACGCGUCACCCACGUGUUGGACUUUGGUCCUGCCCGAGGCGCAGCAACGUUGACACUCAAGCAAGUCGAAGGGUACGGCAUUACGACAGUCGUCCCGACGAUUUUGCACAAGGCGUCCGAAACUCUCCCUGGCUUGGACUACAUUCUGACGACGUCGUCGAAUUUUGUUGCGCAGUCCUGGGAAGCUUUGUACGGCCCCACGUUGACCAAGACUGUGGACGGCGCGACCGUGCUCCACAACAAGUACACGGCUCGCUUUGGCCGGCAACCGGUGUGGGUCGGUGGCAUGACCCCAACGACGAGUUACUACGGCGUUCCGUUGGUUGCUGCGAUCACCGAAAGCGGCUACAUUGGCGAACUCGCGUGCGGAGGUCUGCCCCGCCCGGCCAUUUUUGAAUCCAAGGUGGCCGACCUCCUUAGCCGCCUGUCGCCUGGUAACGGCAUUUACCUGAACUUGCUGUACUUGAACGCCAAACAAUGGGCGUUCCAGUUCCCCAUGAUCAAGAAGAUGCGUCAAGACGGCAUCCCCAUCGAAGGGGUGACCGUUGCCGCUGGGAUCCCGACACCGGACAAGGCGGACCAAGUGUUCAAAGAACUCCUCUCGGUCAACAUCAACGUGAUCAGCUUCAAGCCGAGCUCGAUCAGCUCCAUCCACGACGUGCUGAACAUCGCCAAGAAACACCCCACGGCGACGGUCGUCAUUCAGUGGACUGGGGGCCGCGCCGGUGGUCACCACAGCAGCGAAGACUUCCACACACCGCUCUUGGCUACGUACGCCGCAGUCCGCCGCUCGCCCAACGUGAUUCUCAUUGUCGGAUCUGGUUUCGGUUCGGCGGAGCAGUCGUACCCGUACAUUACGGGGGAAUGGAGCUUGGCGUUUGGAGAACCCAAGAUGCCUGUCGACGGUAUCCUUGUUGCAUCCCGCGUCAUGGUGGCGAAAGAAGCCGCGACCGCCGACGCCGUCAAGUCGCUCUUGGUGGAGACCCCUGGCAUCCCGGACGAAUCGACGUGGGAGUUGAGUUACGAGUCGUCCGCCGGUGGCGUCAUCACGCUGAAGUCCGAGCUCGGCGAAGCCAUCCACAAGAUUGAAAACCGUGGCUCAUUGUGCUGGCGCGACUUUGACCGCAAGUACUUUGCGUUGCCGAUGAAGGACCAAGAAGCAGCGAUCUUGUCCGACAAGGACGCCAUCAUUGCCCGCGUCAAUGCCGACUUCCAAAAGCCGUACUUCGGCCGCACCGUGAGCGGCAAAGUGGUUGACGUCGAGCAAAUGACCUACCUCGAUGUUAUUUCGCGCCUCGUGUCCCUCAUGUACGUCACGUCGAGCAAGCGAUGGAUCGACGCGACGUUCAUGAGCCGCGUGUUUGCCUUCUUGCAACGUACGGAGCAGCGCUUCCUGACCAAGGCCACGACCACGUCCAAGUUGGUGGUGCAAAAGGCCAGCCAACUCAAGACCGACCCUUGGGCACUUGUCCAAACUUUCACUGCCGCGUACCCGAGCAUCGCGACGGCCCUUUUGAACGUCGAAGACGUCGACUUCUUCUACCACUCGUGCAAGUUUGGCGGGAAGCCCGUGAACUUUAUUCCGAUCAUCGACAAGGAGCUGAUCACGUGGUUCAAAAAGGAUUCGCUGUGGUACUCAGAAGACCUGGAAGCUGUGCCGGACCAAGAUGCUGGCCGUGUCAUGAUUUUGCAGGGUCCUUUGGCUGUGUACCACAUCAAGACCAAGAAUGAACCUGUCGGUGACAUUCUCAAGGGUAUCAGUGACGGCGUGGUCAAGACUAUGGUAGCCAAGACGUUCCCGCAGCACUCGCGUUCUGUCUCCGCCGUCGCCAUUGAUGGCUGGACGCGGGCUGUUGCUACCAACAACCGCAUCGUUCUGUCCAAGUCGAUUGUCGACGCUGGUGCCGACGGAUGGAUGGCUGAGCUGGCGUCAGUUGUCACGCCAAACAACUGGCUCCACGACCUCCUCACCAUGGACCACCACGUGUCUGGGCGCCAAUGGGUCGCCAACGGGACGCCACAAGUCUUGUCUCCUCGCACUGGCCAAACGUUUCAAGUCGAAUUCAACGGCACGACUCCCAUCGCCCUGCGCGUGAUCCACGCUGCAGUCGUCCCGACCGCGCCCGUUGUGGAAAUUACGAAGUCCGUCGACAACGUGAUCACGAUGCGCCUCAACAUUGUGCGUCCCGCCACGCGCGAAUGGCCGUCCGAAGUCGUUGCCCUCGACCGCGUGUUCCACUACAAGCCAGCUUUGUCAUGGUCGCCCAUUCACAUCGACGACGCAGUGUCGGAGCACAACGUUAAGGCGUUUUACGCUCAGCACUGGAUCGCCACGACCGUAGCUUCCUCGCAACCUGCCCUGGAAAGCAGCGUACAAGCCACGCACACCGCUACGUUCGUUGUUACGGCCGAAGACAUCGACGAGUACAACAAGUCGUUGGGACUGGUCGGCCGCACGACUGCGCCAGUGGACUUCAGUACCGUCGCGGGCUGGAAGCCGCUGAUCACACCUGUGUUUGCCAAGGAAAUCUCGGGCGACUUGCUGCGUUUGGUGCACUUGAGCCACUCGUACACGUUGCUUGACCCGACCGACGACGGGUCGUUUGCCGCUGGCGACAAGGUCGUCUCGACUGGCUUUGUCACGGCCAUGCGCAACACCGCGUCCGGCAAGUUGGUGCAAGGCGUGAUUGUCGUUGCCAAGAACGGCGUCGACGUUGUCCGCGUACAAAGUGAGUUCUUGAUCCGUGGGACGUUCACCGACCACCACCACACGUUUGAAAAGAAAGAAACGACCCACGUCGUCCACUUGGCCGACAAGGCCGCGGUGACCAUUUUGGGGGACAAGUCGUGGUUCAAGUCGACUUCGGGCGCGUUGCUGCGUGCAGGUGCCUCGUACAAAUUUGUCCUCAAGUCGUCGUACGUGUAUGCCGAUGGCCAUUCGUCGUUGAGCUCGUUCGACGUCCAAGGUUCGGUCUAUGGUGGCGCCAACUUUGACCAAGUUGUCGGUGCGGUGUCCAUCAAAGAGUCUGGUGUUGCCAAGGACCCCGUCGCGUCGUACCUGGAGCGCGUGGCCCCGGCCACGGACGCUGGCAAGGCGGCGACUCCAUGCAACUUAUUGGAAACCCCCAUCACGAUUUCGAUCCCCGACUUUGCUGGCGACUACGCUCGUGCGUCGCGCGACUUGAACCCAAUCCAUCGCUGCGCGUACUCGGCCGCGUUCGCCAACCUUCCCAAUGGCCAACCCAUCAUGCACGGCAUGUGGACAGCGACCAAAGUCCGCAACCUUGUCAUGGACGUCAUGGCCGACCAAUUUCAAGUUUCCCACUUACAAUCGUACCACGCCGAUUUCAAGGGCAUGGUAUACAACAGCGAGUCGCUUUACCUCCAAGUGACCCAAUCUGGUGUGUCGGACGGGCUCAUCUUGCUCAGCGUAAACGUGGCCAACAGCCGUGGCGAAAGCGUCUUUGGCGCCAAGGCCAAGGUGGUCAUGCCCAAGACCGCGUUCGUCUUCACCGGUCAGGGGUCUGCUCAAGUCGGUAUGGGCAUGGACUUGUACGCGUCUUCCCCAGUUGUGCGCAAGAUCUGGGACGACGGUGAUCAGCACUUGCUGGAAAAGUUUGGGUUCUCCAUCUUGGACAUUGUCCGCAAGAACCCGGACUCGCUCACCAUUUACUUUGGUGGCAAGCGCGGCAUGGCCAUCCGUGAAAACUACAUGGCGCUGCGAUGCCAAAAGCCCGACGCGGCCGCCCCCAACGGCACCAAGACCGUACCUCUUUUCCCUGAAAUUACCCCCACGACCCAAAGCUUCACGUUCAGCGCCCCCACUGGUCUCCUCUUUGCGACGCAGUUUAGCCAACCGGCGUUGGUGCUCAUGGAAAAGGCGCUGUUCAACGAAGCCAAAUCCCGCGGCGUUGUCCCGUCCGACUGCUACUUUGCCGGCCAUUCGCUCGGCGAGUAUGCCGCACUCAGUUCGUUCGCCGAAAUCUUGGCGACCCCGGACCUCGCCGAAGUCGUGUUCCUACGCGGGAUGGUGAUGCAAAAUGCUGUCGAGCGCGACGUGAACGGCUUGUCGGACUACGGCAUGGUCGCUGCCAACCCUGCCCGUGUCGGGUCCAAGUUGUUCGACGAGUUGACGCUUUUCAAACUCCUCGACUUGAUCGAAGAACAGUCAGGCCAGCUGUGCCAAGUCGUGAAUUUCAACGUUCAAGACUCCCAAUACGUUGUGGCCGGCGAACUGGUCAAUUUGGAAGUGUUGUCGCGAAUCAUGACGACGCUCCGUGAACAGCCGACGUCGCUGGAAACGGUGGGGCUGGAAUCGCUUGUCCAGGAAUCGUUGGUCCUCGUGCGCUCCCAAAAGGAAGCGCUUGUCAGCAAGGGCAAGACGUUCGGUCUCAAACGUGGCACGUCGACGAUUCCGUUGGUCGGGAUCGACGUCCCGUUCCAUUCGCGCAAGUUGCUCAGUGGCGUGCCUGCCUUCCGCGAGCUCAUGCGUCCCAUGCUGAAAAAAGACGUUUUGUUCGGGAACAAGGCGCUCCUCGAAAGCCAUUACAUCCCCAACUUGAUUGCCAAACCGUUCAGCUGUACCAAGGAGUACGUCCAAGAGAUCGUGGACCUCACUGGCAGCCCUAGCUUGACGCCGAUCCUGGCCAACUGGGACACGACCCCGCCGGAUGAACUCGUGUGGACUUUGGUGAUUGAGCUUCUGGCGUACCAGUUCGCGUCGCCCGUGCAGUGGAUCAAGACUCAAGCGUACCUUUUCAACAGUGGCCUGCGCCGUUUCGUUGAAAUUGGGCCUUCCGCCACCUUGACCGGCAUGGCCACCCGCACGUUGCAAAGCGGCCGAUUCCCUCGCACCAAGUGCGACAUCUUGUUUAUCACGAAGGACCGCGACACGAUUUAUUACGACAAUGAGUCGGACCAUCCGUCUGCUGUGGACUACGCCCACGCCCAAGCGGCCGCUGUGUCCCAUCCUGAAGCUUCGGAGAACCAAGCCGAAGAGGAAGCUGCUCCAGCUGCCCCUGUCGUGGCGGCGCCUGCACCGGUGGUAGCUGCCCCCGUAGUGGUAGCCGCUCCUGCCCCUGUGGCCAGCGCACCUGCUGCCGCCGUCACCGACGAGCCUGUGAGCGCUAACCAUGUGCUUCGUGUGUUCCUUGCCCAUCGUUUCAAAAAGCAAUUGGCCGAAAUCGACGACAACGCGACGAUCCAAGGUCUGGCCGCUGGCAAGUCCGCCGCUCAGAAUGAAGUUGUGGGCGAAUUGGAGAAGGAGUUCGGUGGUGGCGUCGACCGCGUACCUGAAUUGCCGCUCUCGGUCUUGGCGUCGUCGUUCAAGUCGUACAAGGGCUUUGGGCCAGUCUUUGGCACACUCACGACCGACUUUGUCCGCAAGCAAUUGCCUGGUGGGUUCAACAUCAACCAAGUCAAGACCUAUUUGUCGACAGAAUUUGGUUUGGGCGCUGGCCGCGUGGACAGUGUGCUCAUGCAUGCCCUCCUUUUCCCUCCUGCCUCCCGGCAUGCCAACGAAGGCGUGGCCAAGUCGUGGUUGGAUACUGUCGUGGCCGAUUACGCCAAGUUUGCCGGUGUCUCCAUCUCGAAGGGCGGCGCUGCCCAAGGAGGUGGCGGUGGCGCCAUGAUGAUGAUGCCGUCGUUCAGCGCCGCGGCUGCCGUUGAACCCGUGCCUGACGCAGACAUCACUGCCGCGUAUGGUCUCAAGGCGUUCUUGGCCCACAAGUUCAAGAAGAAGUUCGCUGACGUUACCGACGCUGUCAGUGUCCACGACUUGGCCGCAGGCAAGUCGGCUGUCCAAAACGAAGUCGUGGGCGAGCUCGAAGCCGAGUUCGGCGGUGGUGUCGAUGGUGUCGCCGAAACCAAGAUCGGCGACCUCGCGCCCAAGUUUGCCGGGUACACUAAGCCUGGCAAGUACUUUACGUCGACGGUAGCCAAGAUGCUCAGCGCCAAGCUUCCUGGUGGUUUCUCCGCUUCGCAAUUGCGUGCCUACAUGGCGCAAGAGCGAGUGCUGGGACCCAAGCGCAUCGAAAUCGCCUUGAUCCACUCGUUAAUCAACAUGCCUGAAGCCCGUUUUGCGACGGAAGCUGACGCCAAGACUUGGAUCAACUCUGUGGUGGACGAGUAUGGUUCGAUUGCUGGUGUCACGAUUCCGUACGCGUCCAAGGCCGGCCCUGCGGUGGGCGGCGGCAUGGCCAUGAUGGGUGGCGGCGGCGGCGGCGUGUCGUCUGCAGCGCUUGACGGCCUCCGCAACGAAAUGAUCACGAUGCUCCGUGAUCAAGUCACGGCGUACCAAGCGUUCAUGAAGUUCGACCCGUUGGACGCACUCAAGAAGACCAACUCGGACGAAGCACUGCGCCGCGACUUGGAAAAACAAGUCGACUUGUGGGUUACCGAACAUGGCGAGUACUACGAAAAGGGCAUUCAAGCCAAGUUCGACGCCAACAAGAUCCGCAUCUACGACAGUUCGUGGAACUGGGUCAUGCAAGACGCGUUGGACUUUUACUACAAGACGCUGGCCAACACGAUCCCGUCCAAGAAGAGCCAUGGCGCGGGCUUCGACCGCGACGCGCACUUGGCGGAAAUGUCCGCAUUCCUCAACGCGGACGCGUCGCAACUCACCAAGAUGGGCGAGCCCCAAGGCUGGUUCAAGCCGUUCUUGUGCAACCGCGCAACGCCCGAGCUCUUGGCUGCGACCGAGUUCUUCUUGUCGCGCCAGCAGGCCAACGGCAACUUGGAGUACGCCCAAGCCAUUCAACUUUUGAACGAAGAAGUCGAAAAAUGGAUGGACCGCGACCCCGUCCACAUGCAAUUGCUCCAACCGUUCCGUCCGGAGGUCACUGUCGAAGCCAACGGGAACAUCGUGUACAAGGAAGUGCCUCGCGGUGCGACGUCCGUCGACUACGUCGAUGAACUGUCGCGAGGAUUUGCCUACCGCACCGACGACCACAAAAUCGCGUCCCCCAAGAGCGCGCACUCGUCGGUCGCGUUGGUGCGAGGCAUGGAAACCGCCGAGCUCGACGAUGGCCACGAGAGUGACGUGAACAGCGUGAGCAGCGAACCAGCGUUCAAUAAACGCAUCGCUGCCAAACGCAGCACGCGUGUCCAUGGCUCCAAGUUGUGGGGCUUGAAGGCGGUCACCCGCCGCCUGAAGCGCGCCAAAGCUGCCAAUGCGACGCAGCAUGUGCUGCCGUAUGUCCACAUUCGCAAGGCGGACCAUGUCGACCCGACCAACCGCGUGGUGGACGAGCACUUGACCAAGGACUUUUUGCUCAGCAUGCACGAAAUCGCGACGUCUGGGGUGUCGUUCGUCGGCAAGAACGCGCUCGUGACUGGUUGCGGCCGCGACUCGAUCGCGAGCGAAGUCGUCAAGGCGUUGUUGGAAGGCGGGGCUACCGUCAUUUGCACGACGAGCAGCUUCUCGUCCAAGUCGACCAAGUUCUUCCGCAACGUGUACGAGAACCACGGGUCCCGCGGGUCCAAGUUGAUCUUGCUGCCGUUCAACCAAGCCUCGUCCAAGGACUGCGGGUCGUUGGUCGCGCACAUCUACGAGCAGCUCAAGUUGGAUCUGGACUUUGUCAUUCCUUUCGGUGCGAUUUCCGUUGUGGGCCCAACCCUUGCCGACAUUGAUUCCAAGUCCGAGUUGGCCCACCGCAUCAUGUUGACCAACACGUACCGCAUCCUCGGCAAGAUCAUCGACUACAAGCGCGCCCAAAACAUCCGCACGCGCCCUUGUUUGGCCAUGCUCCCCCUGUCCCCCAACCACGGGACCAUGGGUGGCGAUGGGCUGUACGCUGAAGCCAAGCUUGGUUUGGAAGCGUUGAUGAACAAGUGGCAUUCGGAAGGAUGGGAGGACUACAUCAGCGUCGGUGGCGCCGUCAUUGGGUGGACCCGCGGCACCGGAUUGAUGGCUGGAAACAACUUUGUGUCUGCCGGCAUCGAGCAACUGGGCGUUCGCACGUUCAGCCAAAUCGAAAUGGCAUUCAACUUGACGUCGAUCUUGCAUCCCCGCAUGGUCGCAGCGGCGGCCAAGGCCCCGUUGUGGGUCGACUUGGGUGGCGGCAUGGCACAAUUGCACGACUUGAAGGUCCAAACGGACAAGAUUCGCGCGUCGAUUAUGGAGGAAUCCAAGAUCCGCCGGGCCAGCGUCGACGACCACAAGAAGGACAGUGCCGUUGCCACGGAUGACGACGACAAGCCCGUGCUCAACCGCGCCAACAUGCACAAGUACUACUCGCAGUUCCCCGACCUUCCACCUGCGUCAGAGCUGCGCAAACUCGGCAAGGACUACCAAGGCAUGAUCAAUUUGGAAAAAACGAUCGUGGUCGUCGGGUUCGGCGAAGUCGGGCCUUGGGGAAACUCGCGCACUCGUUGGGAAAUGGAGUCGUACGGUGUGUUUUCCCUCGAAGGGUGCAUCGAACUCGCGUGGAUGUUGGGGUACAUCACAUACCACAACGGCCCGGCCAAGUCUGGCGAGCACUACAUCGGUUGGGUUGACGCCAAGACGAAGGACCCUGUCGCCGACACGCAGGUCAAGUCCUUGUACGAAGAGAGCAUCCUCAAGCACUCGGGCAUCCGCGUUGUCGAACCCGAGCUCUUUGACGGGUACGACCCGAAGAAGAAGAUGUUUUUGCAGCAAGUCGCGGUGGACAAGAACAUGCGCCCGAUCGAAGUCGCGAGCCGCGAAGAAGGCCUCGAGUACCAAAAGGAACUCGGCGAGGAGAACUGCGACGUGUUUGAGCUGGACGGGACGUGGAUGCUUCGCUUGCGCCAAGGCGCCGUGCUCUCGAUCCCCAAGUCGCUCCACUUCAACCGUUGGGUCGCGGGCCAAAUUCCCACGGGAUGGGAUGCCAAGCGCUACGGUGUACCUGCCGACAUUGCCGAAGCAGUCGACCCGAUCACGCUCUUCACGUUGGUGUCGACCGCCGAAGCGUUGAUCUCGGCGGGUAUCACAGACCCGUACGAGUUUUACCAAUACGUUCAUGUGUCGCAAGUCGGAAACACGUCAGGGUCUGGCAUGGGCGGGAUGCGGUCGCUGCGCCGCAUCUACCACGACCGCGCCAUCGGCAAGAACAUCCCGUCCGACUCGUUGCAAGAGUGCUUCAUCAACACGAUGUCAGCGUGGGUCAACAUGCUGCUCCUGUCGUCGUCUGGCCCGAUCAAGACCCCCGUCGGUGCGUGUGCGACGGCUGCCGAGUCGGUCGACAUUGGUGUCGAAACCAUCUUGAGCGGCAAGGCCCGCGUCGUCCUUGUUGGGGGGUACGAUGACUUCUGCGAAGUCGGGUCGUACGAAUUUGCCCAAAUGAAGGCGACGAGUGAUUCGGAAAAGGAAACCGCGAUGGGUCGCGACCCUCGUGAAAUGUGCCGUCCGUGCACGGACACUCGUGGGGGCUUUAUGGAAGCGCAAGGUGCCGGCAUUCAAGUGCUCAUGGAUGCCGCCUUGGCCCUGGACAUGGGUGUGCCUAUCUACGGUGUGGUCGGCAUCACGAAUACGGCCACGGACAAGAACGGCCGGUCGGUCCCUGCUCCCGGCAAGGGUGUGUCGACCACGGCGCGCGAACAUGUCGUCGGCAACGACAACAUGCGCAAUGCGCUCUUGAACCCUGCCUUCCGCCGCGCUCAAUUCGAAGAAGAACUUGAAGCGAUUGAGCAGUGGAAGGCGCGCCAGCUCAAGAACAUCGCGGCUGGCGUCCAGUCGUUGUACGAUGCCGACAUGGUGCACGAAUUGGCCGAGAAGAAGGUCAAGCAAGCUCAAUUCACGUGGGGACAUGAGUACUUCAAGGGCAACGCUGGCAUUUCGCCGCUGCGUGGGGCGCUCAACAUGUGGGGCCUCACCACGGACGACAUUGGCGUUGCCAGUUUCCAUGGGACGGGCACCAACGCGAACGACAAGAACGAGAGUGAGAUCACGCACCGCCAGCUUGAACACCUCGGUCGCACAUCGGGCAACCCGAUCAUGGUUGUGUGUCAAAAGUACUUGACCGGGCACCCCAAGGGUGCGGCAGCCGCGUGGAUGUUCAACGGUCUCCUUCAAAUCAUUCAGUCGGGCAUUGUGCCCGGGAACGCCAACAACGACAACACGGCGCCCGAACUCCAAAAGUUCGACAUGCUCGUGUACCCGAACCGUAGCAUCCAAACGGACGGCAUCAAGGCGGCGCUCAUGAAGAGCUUUGGGUUCGGCCAAGCCGGCGCGGAAGUGCUCUUGAUUCACCCCAACUACCUCCUCGCCGCAUUGUCCGAUGCCCAGUUUGCCAAGUACGUAACCCAGCGCUCCCAGCGUGCUGGCGGGUUGCACCAGUACAUGCAGGACGUCUUGUCUGGCAAGAACACGCUUGUCCGCGUCAAGGAGCAUGCGCCGUACACGACUGAAAACGAGAUGAACGUGUACUUGAACCCCUUGGCCCGUGCCAGCUACAACACCAAGGAAAAGACGUGGACAUUUGGCGACGUUUCGUCUGCCAAGGCCGUCAAACAAGCCACGGAUGUCAUGGCGGCGGUCGCGCCGACACCGUCCGUCGACGAGUUGCCCAAGAAGAUGCUUGAAAGCUCGCUCGCGCAGUCUGGUGCGCAGUUGAUCCUGUCGUCUGGCCAAGGCCUCGGCAUCGACGUCGAACCGGUCGCGACGUUCGCGGACUACGCCAACAAGCAAGUGUUUAUCCAACGCAACUUUACGCCGGUCGAGAUCGCGUACUGCGAGGCGUCUGCGAGCGCAGCGUCGUCGUUUGCCGGUCGAUGGGCUGCCAAGGAAGCUGUGAUCAAGGCCAUUUGCAACGCCAACCCGAGCGCCAAGAUCACGGAAGGCGCUGACGCUCCACUUAUUGACAUUGAAGUCGGCAAGGCCACGUCUGGUGCGCCAACCGUGACGCUGACCGGCCGAGCAUUGGAAGCGUUCCAAACGUCCAACCUCUCCAGCAUCAAGUUGUCCAUCACGCACUCUGGCGAUUACGCGGUGGCCCAAGCGUUGGUGCUCUAAGUGGUCUCGCGCCACGAUCGGUUAGGAUAGAAGAACGCUGGCGGCGGUGGUCGCGGAGACGCCUUUGUUUCAGUUGGUCGCUGGAACGUCAAGCCUCUCGACGCUUCCGCCGCCUGCGUAUUUUGCUGCAACACCCCGACGUCAGCAUGGCGAACGUACGAGCGACUGGUCCUUGCAACUACGUGCCGUCGUUGGCACUCUGUCGUAGUAAAAUCGUAAUCUAUGAAUUUCAUUUAAUCUCCACAUA
Aphanomyces invadans is the source of this 12373-nucleotide messenger RNA. RefSeq names its product holo-[acyl-carrier-protein] synthase. Bases 79 to 12126 code for a protein of 4015 amino acids. The transcript has a single exon. The record is from RefSeq and is a predicted model, not a curated record. Gene Ontology annotation, biological process: long-chain fatty acid biosynthetic process. Lineage: Eukaryota; Oomycota; Saprolegniomycetes; Saprolegniales; Verrucalvaceae. Gene Ontology annotation, molecular function: fatty acid synthase activity; 3-oxoacyl-[acyl-carrier-protein] synthase activity; holo-[acyl-carrier-protein] synthase activity. Gene Ontology annotation, cellular component: fatty acid synthase complex.